This is a messenger RNA of Acanthoscelides obtectus, 528 nucleotides long. The record is from the annotation of a GenBank genome assembly. NCBI's taxonomy places the organism in Eukaryota, Metazoa, Arthropoda, Insecta, Coleoptera, Chrysomelidae.
CAGACAGAUAUCAAACCGGAAACAAACCAAUAAAAUUGAAAGGAUGGGAACAAGAACUGUUCAAUUUUCUACAAGGAGAACCAAAUCCUAGUAUUGCUCGAUUGCAAUGUUAGUUGUAUUUUUUUGUUUUUCCAUACAGCUGUUGUGGCAGGUUGCCCACAAAAAAGCGUUGAUUACACUACAACAGCCUGUGCUGAAGAAGAAACAAUCACCGAAGAAGCAUCUGGAAGUUCUGGACUAGUACUGAAAGCUACCACAAUGAAAGCUGGACCCAGUAAGGAGCCUUCUAAAAAAAAGGAAAACGAGGAUUAGUGGAAACUGAUGAAGCACGAGAUUUAUCAAUAACAGAGCUCCAACGUCUCGUUUUACUUGAACAAAUACAAGUGUUUCGGCUAGCUAAGGAACUGCUACUUCACAAGAAAAAUAUUAAUGAAUCUGAUCCAAAUUUAUCAACUUUAAAUGAAAGUGCAGAAACUGGAAAUCCAAUUUUCAUGAGCCUAUUUCUAGGACAGGACUGACAAAAGUACU